Nematostella vectensis (starlet sea anemone) is the source of this 6942-nucleotide messenger RNA. Its product is annotated as fibropellin-1. The transcript has 13 exons. Bases 1066 to 6879 code for a protein of 1937 amino acids. The record is from RefSeq and is a predicted model, not a curated record. Gene Ontology annotation, molecular function: Notch binding; calcium ion binding. Lineage: Eukaryota; Metazoa; Cnidaria; Anthozoa; Actiniaria; Edwardsiidae. Gene Ontology annotation, biological process: Notch signaling pathway.
UGAAAUGGCAUAUUUUAAAGAAAAAAAAGAAUAAAACAACACGAGUGAUUAAAUCGAAAUAUGCUUUGUAUCUUGUGAUACGACUUGGUUUUAGUCUUACUAUCUUAUCUUAUUUUUGUUGAAGCUUUUUGUUUCUUCAUUAAUUGUGACGAGGUUCCACAGAACAAUUGCGAUAUAUACCCAGCUUGUAAAGUUCGCAGAACUCGGUAAACUAAAAGUGUUCUGUUUACAAACAUUUGUUGAUUCAGUGGAUUUGUUUUAUUUGUAGGUUUAUUUUGUUGCUAAUAACUUUCUUUUGAUUGGUUAAUAAAAGCUUUUAACCUCAUUUGGAAUGGAUGGGAAGUCACAUUUAGUCACUUGACUCAUCUCGAGCGAGCGUAAAGCUGGGAAAGAUCUGUCGCUUGGCUUGAUUUUCAUUCAAGCUUUUGGUCGCUUGGCUUGAUUUUCAUUCAAGCUUUUGGUCGCUUGGCUUGAUUAUCAUACAAGCUUUUUGAAAAGCCUCCUGUGGAUAGGUUAGAGGCCCUGGAGAGAAAGCUGAAGGCUCUCGAGGAUGAAAAGUUGGGGGAUAACACGGCGCACGCGUUGGCGCUUCUGAGACGAUACCUAGACCGACCGCUAUCCAUCUUUGAUAAAUUUGAAGCGACUGAGUUACUUCAAGCGCUAGUCCGGUCAGCGAGGAGAGACGGCCACCCAAAAGUAGAGGAAUACGAUUCCGUGGAGGUUAGCUUACGUUUAUUUAAACAAGAAUUGGAAGAAAUUGGCAAAUGUCAAUUGGAACGUACGGCUUGGUGUGAUAUUCACCAGGGAACCCAACCUUUCGUUGGCCCCAUCAUCCAUCCUAAUAUGGUGGUUAAAAACCCGUCUUUGGCAAAGCUAGACAAUUUAAGGUUCCGCCGCCCAAAUCAGUUCAAAGCGGGAUGUAAUAUUUCAAAGCCGACAAGCCCUGAACUGGAACUAAUCGCGCGGACUUGAAACCCCGUCCAGUCCGAAUUGGAGGCUUUGAAAUGACUUCUCAUUCUUAUUAAUUAUUUAGCAGGACGCCAGCCAACCAAAUUACGUCCCACAAUGCGUCGCGAGGUGUUUUUGUUGCUGACGCUUAUAGCGUUGAGCGCAUUUCAAGCUCGCGCCGAAGACGAUGACGAUGAUGAUGAUGAUAACGGUGGCGGUGGAGGAGACUGGUGCCGAUACUGGCCAUGGAGUGCAUGGAGUGCGUGCAGCAGCAAGUGUUCUUAUGGGAGUCAAACGAGAACUCGCCAAGCAAACUACCCGUCCUUUUGCCGGCAUACUUGGCAGACCAGACAGUGCGGGGGCCCUAAGUGCGACAGCGCGACUCAAGUGUGCAUUCCAGCCACCGGAGAGUGCAGAUGUCGUGAUGGGUAUAAGCCGCAAACAAAUGGAAAUAUACCAGCUUUUCCUGGUAACUUCAGAUGGAGCUACCAGGGUCCAAUACAUGGAAUGAGGUGUGUACAAAUCAAGCCACAAGACAACACAUAUUACGGUUGGCAUGACAACUACCUCUGCUCUGACAUCAACAAGGCCGAUCCAGGGUGGCGAUGGUCGACUAGUGGGAAGAUCAUUGGCAUGAAAUGUGUCAUGGUUAUGGAACCAUUUGACAUUAGAUUCCGCCACUGUUACCUCUGCAUCCCCCAAAACUCACCAUAUCAGCUAGACUAUAGCUUCAAUGGCUUCUAUGGAAAAUGGGGCUGGGACCCCAACAGCUGUUUGCGGUUCUACGAGCCUCUAACUCCGGUUUGGAAUGAUAACUAUCUUUGCUCAAGCAAAGCUGGAUCAGGAAACCAAGGUUGCGUAGAAAUAGAUGAAUGCAGUAGCAAUCCUUGUCAGAAUGGAGGGACUUGCACAGAUCAGCUGAACAGUUAUUCGUGCACCUGCCCGAGUGGAUAUACCGGAACAAAAUGUGAAAUUGUCCCAGCUACCUCAAUACCAACAACAAUGAAAACUUACAAACAAGCGCGUAAGCCUCAUGCACACAAACCCACAACAAACACACCAAAAAGACGCAAACCAAGAACAUGCAAACCCAAAACACGUAAACCCUAUACACACAAGCCCACAACAUACAAACCAAGAAAACAAAGACCCACAAAACACAUACCAAGAACACGCAAACCAAAAACACGUAAACGAAAUACACCCACAAAAUAUAAGCCUUAUACACAAAACCCCACAACAUAUAAGCCCUAUACACUUAAGUCCACUACACAUAAGCCCCAUAAACAUAAUCCCACUACACAUAAGCCCCAUACACACAAACCCACUACACAUAAGCCCCAUACACACAAACCCACUACACAUAAGCCCUAUACACACAAGCCCAUUACACAUAAGCCUCAUACACAAAAGCCCACUACACAUAAGCCCUGUUCACACAAACCCCAUACCCCCCAAACAACGCAUAAGUCACAUACACGCAAACCCCAUACCCCCCAAACAACGCAUAAGCCACAUAAACACAAACCAACAACGAAAAAGAGGUACACGACCAACAAACCGACCAGGCCGGCGACAACCCGACCAACCAAACGGCCAACAACAAGCCCAGAUCAAUGUGCAUCAGCACCAUGCAUCAACGGGGGAACGUGCAAAAGUGACAGGUAUGGCUAUAAUUGCCAUUGUAAGGUAGGAUUCACCGGCAAGAACUGCGAGACCAACAUUGACGAAUGCAACUCCAGCCCAUGUAAGAAUGGUGGAUCCUGUACGGAUAGGAUCAGCGGAUUCACGUGCACAUGUAAACAUGGCUUUACUGGCAAAGAUUGUGGCACUGAAAUAGACGAGUGCGCCAGCAAACCUUGCAAGAACGGAGCGACCUGUACGGAUAGGAUCAACGGAUUCACGUGCACAUGUAAACCUGGCUUUACUGGGAGCGACUGUGGCACUGAAAUAGACGAGUGCGCCAGCAACCCUUGCAAGAACGGAGCGACCUGUACGGAUAGGAUCAACGGUUUCACGUGCACAUGUAAACCUGGCUUUACUGGCAAAGACUGUGGCACUGAAAUAGACGAGUGCGCCAGCAAACCUUGCAAGAACGGAGCGACUUGUACGGAUAGGAUCAACGGUUUCACGUGCGCAUGUAAACCUGGCUUUACUGGCAAAGACUGUGGCACUGAAAUAGACGAGUGCGCCAGCAAACCUUGCAAGAACGGAGCGACUUGUACGGAUAGGAUCAACGGUUUUGCGUGCGCAUGUAAACCUGGCUUUACUGGCAAAGAUUGUGGAACUGAGAUAGACGAGUGCGCCAGCAACCCUUGCAAGAAUGGAGCGACCUGUACGGAUAGGAUCAACGGUUUCACGUGCACAUGUAAACCUGGCUUUACUGACAAAGAUUGUGGCACUGAAAUAGACGAGUGCGCCAGCAAACCUUGCAAGAACGGAGCGACUUGUACGGAUAGGAUCAACGGUUUUGCGUGCGCAUGUAAACCUGGCUUUACUGGCAAAGAUUGUGGAACUGAGAUAGACGAGUGCGCCAGCAACCCUUGCAAGAAUGGAGCGACCUGUACGGAUAGGAUCAACGGUUUCACGUGCACAUGUAAACCUGGCUUUACUGACAAAGAUUGUGGCACUGAGAUAGACGAGUGCGCCAGCAGCCCUUGCAAAAACGGAGCGACCUGUACGGAUAGGAUCAACGGUUUUGCGUGCACAUGUAAACCUGGCUUUACUGGCAAAGAUUGUGGCACUGAAAUAGACGAGUGCGCCAGCAACCCUUGCAAGAACGGAGCGACCUGUACGGAUAGGAUCAACGGUUUUGCGUGCACAUGUAAACCUGGCUUUACUGGCAAAGAUUGUGGAACUGAGAUAGACGAGUGCGCCAGCAACCCUUGCAAGAACGGAGCGACCUGUACGGAUAGGAUCAACGGUUUUGCGUGCACAUGUAAACCUGGCUUUACUGGGAGCGACUGUGGCACUGAAAUAGACGAGUGCGCCAGCAAACCUUGCAAGAACGGAGCGACCUGUACGGAUAGGAUCAACGGUUUUGCGUGCACAUGUAAACUUGGCUUUACUGGCAAAGAUUGUGGAACUGAGAUAGACGAGUGCGCCAGCAACCCUUGCAAGAACGGGGCGACCUGUACGGAUAGGAUCAACGGAUUCACGUGCACAUGUAAACAUGGCUUUACUGGCAAAGAUUGUGGCACUGAAAUAGACGAGUGCGCCAGCAACCCUUGCAAAAACGGAGCGACCUGUACGGAUAGGAUCAACGGUUUUGCGUGCACAUGUAAACCUGGCUUUACUGGGAGCGACUGUGGCACUGAAAUAGACGAGUGCGCCAGCAACCCUUGCAAAAACGGAGCGACCUGUACGGAUAGGAUCAACGGUUUUGCGUGCACAUGUAAACCUGGCUUUACUGGCAAAGAUUGUGGCACUGAAAUAGACGAGUGCGCCAGCAACCCUUGCAAAAACGGAGCGACCUGUACGGAUAGGAUCAACGGUUUUGCGUGCACAUGUAAACCUGGCUUUACUGGCAAAGAUUGUGGAACUGAGAUAGACGAGUGCGCCAGCAACCCUUGCAAAAACGGAGCGACCUGUACGGAUAGGAUCAACGGUUUUGCGUGCACAUGUAAACCUGGCUUUACUGGCAAAGAUUGUGGAACUGAGAUAGACGAGUGCGCCAGCAACCCUUGCAAAAACGGAGCGACCUGUACGGAUAGGAUCAACGGUUUUGCGUGCACAUGUAAACCUGGCUUUACUGGCAAAGAUUGUGGCACUGAAAUAGACGAGUGCGCCAGCAACCCUUGCAAAAACGGAGCGACCUGUACGGAUAGAAUCAACGGUUUCACGUGCACAUGUAAACAUGGCUUUACUGGCAAAGAUUGUGGAACUGAGAUAGACGAGUGCGCCAGCAACCCUUGCAAGAACGGAGCGACUUGUACGGAUAGGAUCAACGGUUUUGUAUGCACAUGUAAACCUGGCUUUACUGGCAAAGAUUGUGGAACUGAGAUAGACGAGUGCGCCAGCAACCCUUGCAAGAACGGAGCGACCUGUACGGAUAGGAUCAACGGUUUUGCGUGCACAUGUAAACCUGGCUUUACUGGGAGCGACUGUGGCACUGAAAUAGACGAGUGCGCCAGCAAACCUUGCAAGAACGGAGCGACCUGUACGGAUAGGAUCAACGGUUUUGCGUGCACAUGUAAACCUGGCUUUACUGGCAAAGAUUGUGGCACUGAAAUAGACGAGUGCGCCAGCGAACCCUGCAAGAACGGCGCGAAUUGCACAGAUAAAAUUAACGGUUUCAUGUGCACUUGUAAAGAAGGCUAUACUGGGAAAGACUGUGGGACGGACAUAGAUGAGUGCUCAUCGAACCCUUGUCUCAACGAAGGCACAUGCACAGACCAAGUCAAUGGAUACUUGUGUGUCUGUAAAAAGGGAUAUACAGGGCCAAACUGUGAAGUGGAAGUAAAUGAAUGUCAAAGUGAUCCUUGCCAGAAUGGAGGAACAUGUGAAGAUCUCAUUGCCAGCUAUAGAUGUUUCUGCAAAGCGGGAUAUACGGGCCGUCACUGCGAAACGGACAUUGAUGAAUGCGCGUCAUCUCCCUGUGCAAAUGGCGGCACCUGUACUGACUUAGUGGACGCACACAAGUGUCAAUGUUCUACAGGUUACACUGGCAAGAAUUGCGAAGUUAACAUAGAUGAGUGUGCAACCAAACCAUGCCUGAAUGGUGCAACAUGUGUUGAUCAGAUAGCUGUCUACAAAUGCCUAUGUGCUCCAGGUUACAAAGGGUUGCAGUGUCAGAUUGACAUUGAUGAAUGUGCAUCCAAUCCAUGCCAAAACAACGGCUAUUGUGAAGACCUGAUCAAUGGCUAUUAUUGCUUCUGCACUCCAGGCUUUUCUGGGAUACACUGCGAAGCUAAUAUCGACGAGUGCGCUUCAUCUCCAUGUCAGAAUGGCGGCUUGUGCACAGAUAUGAUCAACGCGUUCACGUGCACCUGUCCGCCAGGAUAUACUGGUAUCACGUGUGACAUUGACAUCGACGAGUGCGCUUCAUCUCCAUGUCAAAAUGGCGGCUUUUGCACAGAUAUGAUCAACGCGUUCACGUGCUCUUGUCCGCCAGGAUAUACUGGUAUCACGUGUGACAUCAACAUCGACGAGUGCGCUUCAUCUCCAUGUCAGAAUGGCGGCUUUUGCACAGAUAUGAUCAACGCGUUCACGUGCACCUGUCUGCCAGGAUAUACUGGUAUCACGUGUGACAUCAACAUCGACGACUGCGCUUCACGUCCGUGUCAGAAUGGUGGUAUCUGUAAAGAUGGUAUUAAUGAAUUCAAGUGCCAAUGUUCCGCUGGGUUUACUGGGAAUCUAUGUGAGGUAAACAUAGAUGAGUGCGCCUCUGCUCCCUGUCAGCAUCGCUCUACUUGUAAAGACCUGAUUAAUGAUUACAACUGCACGUGUCAUCCUGGAUACAGCGGUCGUAACUGCGAGCAUGAGAUCGACGAGUGCAUUUCAAGUCCUUGCAGAAAUAAAGGAUAUUGUUAUGAUGCAAUCGGUUACUACUUAUGCAUUUGUCCCCCAGGUUUCUAUGGAAAGCACUGCGAAAAUCCUUGUCCCAGUGGCAAGUACGGGUUCGACUGCAAAGGAACUUGUAUGUGUAAGAACAACGCUUCUUGUCACCCCGCCACGGGACUGUGUUCGUGCACUGCGGGAUGGAUUGGACAGUUUUGUGACUUGGAAUGUGAUGAUGGCAAGCAUGGACUAGGUUGUCUCUCCAACUGUAAAUGCCAGAACAAAGCCCAGUGCGACCAUGUGACUGGUGCUUGCACCUGCCCUACAGGCUUCACAGGGAAAUAUUGUGAAACUGACAACUCAUCUGGGUCUGGUGGCGACUCUAGAGCAUUCGACGAUGGCUUCGGGAUUCGGGACUGGCUUGGAUUCUAGCUUUGGAAAUCAUAUAACAAUCAAUGUAUUUAUGGGUCUCAAUAAACAUACGCCUUCAAUCAA